AUGGAGAUACGUUCUCUGAAUUCAGAAGAUUAUUGCCAGGUUCAACAAUGUGAAUUAUACUAUGGAGAAAAAGGCGGCCUUCUGAACAACGUGGGGAAAGGGAACUGCACUAUUUAUAUUCACGGUGAUGCUGCUGAAAGAUCAGGUAUGCUUGGGAGCCAAGGCAGCACAACAAGUAGAGUGGGAGUGUUAGAGAUGCAGUUAAACACUAAUGCAGCGGCAACUGAGGAUGCUGACAAUGGGGAUGUAAUUAAGCUUAGUAGGACAAAGGAUCAGGAAUUGCCUCUGCUCAGUUUUUCUUGCAUUUCAACUGUCACUGACUACUUCUCUUUCGUGAAUAAGUUUGGAGAGGGUGGAUUUGAGUCUGUUUAUAAGACCAAGUUACUAAGAACUGAUGUUGCUGUCAAAGGCUUUCUCAAAGCUCCGGGAAGGACUAGAAGAGUUAAAAAACGAGUAUACGUCCCUUUAUCUACAAAAUAUGAUGUAUUCAGCUUUGGAGUCAUUUUGCUAGAAAUUAUGAGUGGCAGGAAGAACUUAACCUCUUAUGGAUCAGAUUUCUAUCUGAACUUGCUUGGAUAUGCCUGGGACCUCCGGAAAACUCAGAGAUGUGAAGAGUUGUUGGAUCCAACUUUGGCUAAUCCAUGUUCAACGAAUGAGCUUCUGCUAUGCACUCAGGUGGGUCUCCUGUGUGUCCAAGAAAAUCCAGAAAAUAGGCCAAACAUGUCGGAUGUUUUUUCUAUGCUUAGCACUCAAGGAACAACUCUACCAAUUCCAAAAGAGCCUGCUUUUAGGCAUUUGAGUGUUAUAGAUUCUGAUUUACUUAGAUGCCACAAUCCUUCUCUAAAUUUUGUAAUAUUCACAGCAAUGGAAGCUAGAUAG
Molecule: messenger RNA, 879 nt
Organism: Theobroma cacao (cacao)
Lineage: Eukaryota; Viridiplantae; Streptophyta; Magnoliopsida; Malvales; Malvaceae
Source: RefSeq, a predicted model, not a curated record